AUGCAGAACCAGGUUCAGCCGUCGCCCCAAAAUCUCGGCAAAGAUGGUGCCGAAAAGACUGCCAGGUCAAUUUUUGUGGGCAAUAUUCCAUAUGAGGCGACAGAGGAAAAACUUAUUGAGUUGUUUAGCAAGGCUGGACCAGUAAACGGGUUUCGCUUAGUUUACGACAGAGAAUCUGGCAAACCAAAGGGAUACGGUUUCUGUGAGUACAGCAACGCCGCAAUUGCUGCCAGUGCACUUAGAAAUCUGCAUAAUAUAGACUUUAAUGGUCGCCCCUUGCGCAUUGGGCCAGCCGCUGGUGAACAGAAUUCCGCAGAAGUGGCAUUGAGUAAUCCUGCUGUCGGUCCUCCAGUUGAAAAUGCCUACGGAUCUCCAGUUGAUCCUAAACACGCACCCGAAGCCAUUAGCAGAGCUGUUGCAAGCCUGCCCCCUGAACAGAUGUACGAACUUAUGAAACAAAUGAAACUCUGCAUACAGAAUAACCCGAAUGAAGCACGGAAUAUGUUGCUUCAGAACCCUCAGUUGGCAUAUGCACUUUUACAGGCUCAGAUAGUUAUGAAGAUCGUUGAUCCUAAAGUGGCGAUUGGAAUGCUCAAUAGAAGCCAUGAUCAGAUCCCACCAGCAAGACCGGAUAAUUCGAAGUCCUUCGAGGAAGAACAAAAUUCGUUUCAAACUCCUCCGGCUCAUAACUUUCAAACACCCCACUCUCAGCCAGUCGCUCCCUCAAUGCCGGCUGCUCAGCCACCAUUUCCUCACUCGACUGUGUCAUCGCUCUCAAUCAACAGCUCUGUUGCCCCCACACAAUACCAGCAAGGUCCUACGGCUGUGCCGCUGCGUUCAACAAAUCCGGCCAUGCCUCAGCCCGCUACACAAAUCCCCUUCACCUCAGAAUACCCUGUCAUCUCACAGGAGUCCAUGUCUGCAGGUAAGCUCCGCUUGAACAAUUUUUCACGCCAACUUUAUGCUGCGACUUGUGGGGAGUAUUUUUCAGGAUGA
Molecule: messenger RNA, 996 nt
Organism: Dibothriocephalus latus
Lineage: Eukaryota; Metazoa; Platyhelminthes; Cestoda; Diphyllobothriidea; Diphyllobothriidae
Source: the annotation of a GenBank genome assembly